Messenger RNA from Babesia bovis T2Bo, 436 nucleotides. RefSeq names its product Non-histone chromosomal protein 6 family protein. The record is from RefSeq and is a predicted model, not a curated record. NCBI's taxonomy places the organism in Eukaryota, Apicomplexa, Aconoidasida, Piroplasmida, Babesiidae. Bases 107 to 400 code for a protein of 97 amino acids. The transcript has a single exon.
GGUUUACACACCUUUAAAACCUUUCCCUAGGUUGCUAUUGCCGCCUAUUGGGCAUAUUUGGACGGGCUUGUUUUCUUUUUUGGUUCAUUCUGGUCUCUUUGCUACGAUGGCUGGUGCUUCGGACCGUACUGGCGUGCGCAGACCUAGGAAGGCUAAGAAGGAUCCCAACGCUCCUAAGCGUGCUUUAUCUUCUUACAUGUUUUUUGCUAAGGAGAAGCGUGUAGAGAUAAUUGCUGAGAACCCUGAGAUCGCUAAGGACGUUGCUGCUAUCGGUAAGAUGAUCGGUGCUGCUUGGAAUGCUCUUUCUGAUGAGGAGAAGAAGCCCUAUGAGCGCAUGUCUGAUGAAGAUCGUGUUAGGUACGAGCGUGAGAAGGCUGAGUACGCCCAGAGGAAGGUAUGAUGCGAAUUGUAUUAUUAAUUUCUUUGGUUAUCUAUU